UUGCAGUGGGAAUGAUUUAAAAGAAAGACAUUGAGGCAGCCAAAUGGUUCUGUAAUCAAAAUCCAGAUUGAAAGAGAAGAUAGAAGAAUGGGCGAUUACCAUUUCGUGUACAAGGACCUAGAAGGAGCCUCUACUCAAUGGGACGAUAUCCAGAGAAAGCUUGGAAAUUUGCCCGAAAAGCCACCCGCUUUCAAGCCCCCACCUUUCACCCCUUCCUCUGAUGACCAACCCAAAGACAAAACCUGGAUCGAUUCCAAAACCUCCGAAGAACUCGAAGACCUCGAAGACGACCUCGACGAUGAUCGAUUCCUCCAAGAAUAUAGGAAGAAGAGGUUGGCUGAGAUUCAAGAGGCAGCUAAAGUACUUAGGUUUGGAUCUGUGAUUCCUAUUUCAGGAUCUGAUUUUGUUCGAGAGGUAUCACAGGCUCCAUCUGAUGUUUGGGUGGUUGUCAUCCUUUACAAGGAUGGGAUUCCUGAAUGUGGCUUGUUGAUGCAAAGCAUUGAAGAAUUGGCAAGAAAAUAUCCUGCAACAAAAUUUGUUAAGAUUAUAUCUACAGAUUGUAUCCCAAACUAUCCAGAUCGAAAUGUUCCGACUUUAUUGGUUUACAACAAUGGGGCAGUUAAAGGAAAUUACGUGGGUCUGCAUAGUUUCGGGCGAAGAUGUACUCCUGAAGGUGUUGCAUUAGUGUUGUGCCAAUCGAAUCCUGUUCUUAAUGAUGGUCAUAGUAGAAAUGAAGCAGUCAUUGAAGGAGUUCGCAAACAGUUUAUAGAGAAAAUUGUUGCUGAUCAUGAAGAAGAGGGUGAUGAUUACUCAAGUGAUUAACAUUUCUUUUCUCUUUCUUGUGUUGUUUUCUUUGUUUCCAAGUUUCUUUUGGUUUCACUUUUAAAAUUUUGCCUAAAAAAACACUAGUGCUAAUGUUUAAGUAUAUCUGUGUUGUAUAGUAUACUUUUAUUCCUAGUAAUGAGAUGAUUUUGUCAAGAAAAAUGUUAUUUUAACA
This is a messenger RNA of Vigna radiata var. radiata (mung bean), 997 nucleotides long. Its product is annotated as phosducin-like protein 3. Gene Ontology annotation, biological process: protein folding. The record is from RefSeq and is a predicted model, not a curated record. The coding region runs from base 88 to 822 and encodes 244 amino acids. Gene Ontology annotation, cellular component: cytoplasm. Lineage: Eukaryota; Viridiplantae; Streptophyta; Magnoliopsida; Fabales; Fabaceae. The transcript has 4 exons.